Chiloscyllium plagiosum (whitespotted bambooshark) is the source of this 2634-nucleotide messenger RNA. The record is from RefSeq and is a predicted model, not a curated record. Lineage: Eukaryota; Metazoa; Chordata; Chondrichthyes; Orectolobiformes; Hemiscylliidae.
AUGAAUAUUCAGACCGAGAAUACAGAGGCCUUUGACACCAACAUGGGAAGGAUAGUCUCUUCUAGCUUGGCAAAUAUCGCCUUGCAAAGGAAGGUGUCAAACUGUCAUCAGUCACAUCAUGCAAAAGAGCAGUUACAAGAAUACAAUAACAAUUGUCAAGAAACAGAAGGCUGGAUUCUUCUGUGUAAGCAGCCUGAAGGUGGCGAGCGACUUGUGCCAGUGGAAACACCCGAAAGGCUUCAGAAACAGCACCAGAUUUUUGGCUAUGAUUACAGGCCAUGUAACAGAUGGGAACAGGUGGUUGAUGCACAAUAUUCAUUCUAUUUGGGUGAAAAACCCAAGAUCGCAGACAGAGAUGAUGCUGCAGUGGAAAGGCUGAGGUAUGUUCCUCCCACUUGGACAUUUGAGUGUGACGAGGAUUUGGUGCAUUACUUCUAUGAUCGCAUAGGAAAAGAAGAUGAAAUCUUGGGCAGUGUCAAACAUCUAGUGGACAGCAUUGAUGCUUCAUCUUUCUCGGAUGAAGCCAAUGUGUGGUGUUUGACUGAUGGAGACAAUGAUACUUUCUGGGAGAGUGAGGGGAAUCAGGGCCACCACUGGCUUCGAUUAUAUAUGAAGAAAGGCACUAUAAUAAAAAAGCUAUUCAUCUCUGUAGAUGCAACAGAUGAUAACUACAUGCCAAAAAUAAUUCACGUGUUUGGUGGUGAUCGAGAUAAUUUAAAGAAGUUGAACGAAAUCACAGUUGAUGAAACUUUAGUUGGUGAUCUGUGUAUUCUGGAGGAUAUGAUGGUUCACCUUCCGGUAAUUGAAAUCCGGAUUAUAGAAUGUGUAGAAGGAGGAAUAGAUGUCCGACUACAUGGCAUUAAGAUCAGAUCUUCGAGGGAAAGAGACCUAGGACUAAACGUUGAUAUGUUUCAAGCUGCAAACCUAGUCCGUUAUCCACGGCUUGAGGGACAUAAUCCUGACAUUCUAUAUAGAAGAGCUGUAGUAAUCCACAGAUUCCUUAAACUCUUGGACAGCCUUAUUCACUAUCUUGUUCCAGCCUGGGAUCACACAGUUGGGUCAUUUGGUCAGUUAAAGCAUAUCAAGCAGUUCCUUCUGCUAUCAAAACAGCGCACAGCUCUGAUUACACAAUGCCUCAAGGAUUCAGAGACUAACAAGCCCAAUGUCAUGCCAAAGCUCUACAUCAAUCGGCGAGUUGCUAUGGAGCACCGGAAUAAUCCCUCCCUUGAUCCCUCUUGUAAGAAUGCUGUGUUCACACAGAUGUUUGAAGGUUUGAAGCCUUCGGACAAAUGCGAGAAACCCUUAGAUUACAGAUGGCCAGCGCGCUAUGACCAGUGGUGGGAAUGUAAAUUUAUCUCUGAAGGCAUAAUUGACCAAGGUGGCGGAUUCCGCGAUAGCCUCUCUGAUAUUUCUGAAGAGCUAUGCCCAAGUUCUGGGGACAGUCCAGUGCCUUUGCCCUUUUUUGUAAGGACAUCUAAUCAGGGUAACAGUACUGGAGAAGCACGAGAUGUAUAUGUUCCCAAUCCAUCCUGCAAAGAAUUUGGAAAGUAUGAAUGGAUAGGCCAGCUGAUGGGGGCUGCAUUGCGAGGACGCGAGCUUUUGGUGCUGGCUCUUCCUGGAAUGAUAUGGAAACAACUAGCAGGAGAAGAAGUGAGAUGGUCGAAAGACUUUGCUGCCGUGGACUCUGUCUUGGUGAAACUGCUGGAGGCAAUGGAGAGCAUGGACAAGGAGACAUUUGAAUUUAAAUUUGGGAAUGAUCUCACUUACACCACUGUACUUAGCGAUCACUCUGUAGUGGACCUGAAACCUGAUGGCAGCAACACCGUUGUCCAGUAUGAGGAUCGAAAGGAGUUCAUUCAACUGGUUCAAAAAGCAAAACUAGAAGAAAACAAAGACCAGAUUCAAGCAAUGAGAGCUGGUCUACUAAAAGUGGUUCCCCAAGCUGUACUUGACCUCCUGACCUGGCAGGAGGUCGAAAAGAGAGUCUGUGGUGAUCCUGAAAUUACAGUGGAAGCUCUCAAACGUUUAACUCGCUUUGAAGAAUUGGAGCAGUCUGAUACCAGAGUCAAGUAUUUUUGGGAAGCGCUCACAAAUUUCACAAAUGAGGAUCGCAGUCGAUUCUUAAGGUUUGUUACGGGUAGAAGCCGUCUGCCUGCUCCGAUAUUCAUCUACCCAGACAAGUUAGGCUCAGAGAAAACAGAUGCUCUCCCAGAGUCUUCCACAUGCUCCAGUACACUUUUUCUGCCAAACUAUUCCAGUGCAAAGCUUUGUGAAGAGAAGUUACGUUAUGCAGCGUACAACUGUGUGGCAAUAGACACUGACAUGGUACCCUGGGAGGAGUAACAACCAGACACCUACUGCAUAGAAUCAAACAGAAUGUGGUUGCUGAAAUUGAUUAUGGCCCACUAAUAGCUGCUUUAAAUUUGUGUUAUCCAUGUGUUGCUCAUUCCUUAAGAUUCAAGAAAAUGUAUCUUUUUAUUUCUGUUUCUCGCCCUUUUGAAAUUCCGAAACUGGUUGAUUCACUAAAUCCAAUCAGAAUGGUAAGUUCAGAGAUUUAUUCCAUAAGUCUUUGAAAAGUGGUGACACCUAAUGACCUAAUGAAGUCUUCCUAUUUUGGCGAUUCUUACAACCAUA